AAGUGUUACUAUAUUUAGUUCAUUAACUAAAGAACUUUGUUAAGUUGAUAAAAAGUUAUUAGUGCACUUGUUGUUUGCGUUGGAAUGUCAGUUGAUUAAGAUGAAGAAUGAAUUAAAUAACUUCAAAUUCGCCGCUGAUGAAAGUUAGACAAAUAUUUAGGUUAUGACUGGAAUUGAUAACUGUUUCUUGCAAAUAAAUUUGUCUUCUAUCUGCCAGCAAUUGUUUUCAACUAUUUCAAGAAAUUUUAAGAAGAAUAGAAAAUGAGUGAGCAGGGUGUAGAAUUAACACCAGUGUAUUAUAAGUUAGAUGGUUAUACACCACCUAAAGAUUGUGGAGAUGAAAGAUGUCGAGAUUUCUUUAUGGAGUUUAUUUAUUUCUGUGUUAUACCAACAUCAAUAUUAUUUCUCUUCACAUUUAUACUUGGUAUCUGUUUCUGCUGCUCCAAAUCAAGCAGGAAGCCCAAAGAAGACCUUGAUGAUCAGAUGAGAUAUGAUACUAUUAGACGAGCAUCUAGAGCUUUACGUCGAAUGUCAUAUACUAGAGAUACACCUCUAUUAGAGGACCAGGGUAAUACUAUGACACUUGAUAGAACUGACAGAGCAAGACAUGGUUUCCGCUCACGUGAUUCCUGUCACUCUGCUCCAGGAACAUUACAAAGACAUAAAAAUCGUCACUCAGCAGCUUAUUACAGUAGUCAGCAAUCAUUACCUCCUCCACCAGCUUACAGACUUCCCCCACAAUAUCCUGACGAUGACGUCUUUAUUCAGGGUAACAAUAUUCCUAUGGAUGAGUUUUCUGCCAAUCUGAGACGACAGUUAGAGUUAGCCAACAGAAAUAAUGGUUUUGUUUCACAGUAGUAUUCAGUCAUUUUCUUCUGUAAUUAUACAUCAAAUAAACAUGUAAAAAAUGUGCAAUAAAUGUUAAUCAGGA
Molecule: messenger RNA, 931 nt
Organism: Patella vulgata (common limpet)
Lineage: Eukaryota; Metazoa; Mollusca; Gastropoda; Patellidae
Exons: 6
Coding region: 262-858 (198 amino acids)
Source: RefSeq, a predicted model, not a curated record